GCAGUGUCCACAAUCGCAAUUCCAUCCAAUCACAAACCACCACCAUCAAAUCACAGCUCUCUCUCUACACAGACACUCUCUCUGUUUUGCUCUCUCUCUCUUCCUCUCUCUGUGUGUGUGCAGAGAUUUUAGGAAUAUAAGAUUCAUUUCCUGAGGUCUGGAAGUUUGCUUUUCCCAGUCUCGCCAUCUUCUUUAAGCUUUCUUCCCUUUGCUUUUGGUGCUCACGGUCACAGACCUCAAGGGAAAAGGAAAGCGAGCAGAGCAUCCUACUUUCCCACCUUUUAUUUCGUUUCUGCGAGUCUCCCAAUUUUCUCAGAAGGAUCCUCUUGUGUUAGAUUUCCAUUUCCUUGCUUUUGCCUGCUCUCUGACUCUCCAGCUCUAGGAGUCUCUCCGUUUCACUUCUGGGGAAUUUUUUUUUCUGGGUUGUUGCUGUUUUGGUUUCCCGGAAAGUUUAGUGGGUUCAGACGUUGGAGAUUCCUUAGGGAAGGGGUGGCUAUUGCGGAAAAAGUAUUCUGAUUCCUCCCAAAAUGCUCCCAGAUUUAACCCUCAUAUCGCCAUUGUAAAACUCUGCAUUUUUCCGUCUCCACUGUUUCGGCACAUUCAAAAAUCUUAUCUUUAUGAAUAAUCUUCUACCCAAAUUUUCGAAUCACUAGAGUGAUUGAUUAUCUUGGUUUUGAUCGGUAAAAAUGGAGAUUCUAUCGCCCGCGUCUUAUCUUUCAAGCCCGAACUGGUUGCUUGGAGAGAGCAGGAGCACGAAAUGGACGCCGGCAGAGAACAAGAUGUUCGAGAAUGCCCUCGCCAUCUACGACAAGGACACGCCGGACCGGUGGCUCAAGGUGGCGGCGAUGAUCCCCGGAAAGACGGUCGGGGAUGUAAUUAAGCAGUACAAGGAAUUGGAGGAUGAUGUCAGCAGUAUUGAGGCUGGGUUGAUUCCUAUUCCUGGGUAUAGCCCUUCUCCUUUCACAUUGGAGUGGGGGAACGGCGAUGGAUAUAACGGGUUCAAGCAGGCUUUUGCCGCCGCCGGCAAGCGGGGCGCAUCGGGCCGGCAGUCGGAGCAGGAGAGGAAGAAGGGUGUUCCCUGGACCGAGGAAGAGCAUAAGUUGUUUCUGUUGGGUCUGAAGAAGUAUGGAAAAGGAGACUGGAGGAACAUUUCUCGCAACUUUGUGAUCACCAGAACCCCAACUCAGGUGGCCAGCCAUGCCCAGAAGUACUUCAUUCGGCAGCUUUCCGGUGGAAAAGACAAGAGAAGAGCCAGCAUUCAUGAUAUAACAACUGUGAAUCUCAAUGAUGAUCAAACUCCCUCGCCGGAGAGCAAAAGACAGCCGUCGCCGGACCAGUCAUCCGGCGUCACCCAGCUCUCGGAUUCCUGCCCGAGCCGGAGAGCACAUUUCCGAUGGAACCAACCAAGCGAUGGAGCAGCAAUGGGAUUCAGUCACUCAGCACAAGGAAACAAUAUUUUCAUGGCUCCCCAUGGAAUCAACUCCAACUCAUUUGGGCUUAACAAAAUGCAGGCUAUGAAUGAAUCCUCAUUCAUUGGAGCCAAAAGCUGGGCUUUCCAGAUGCAAUCUGCUCACCACUACCUUCAUGGAUGAGAUGAAUUAAAGCCCCAAAUGCCUCAUCUUCUUUAAGUUCAGUAGCUUGCCUGUGUUUGUGCUUUUGAUUUCUUUUCCUUUGUGUUUUGUGAAUACAGUUAAUUUGGGACAUUGGAGCUUAGUAUUUAGUCCUUGAACAUGAAGCAGAUAGGACUAUGUCUUGCUUGGGGCUUUAUAUUCUGAAAUGUGAAACCAGUCAAGACAUUAUCAGAACUUAGGCUCCCUUGUACCUAAUGUUUAGCACUCAGAUAUAUCUUAUAUUGAGAUAUAUUGUAGUUAACAAAGGGCCUGGUUACGAGGUCUGAUUACCUAUCUACAAAGGAUUUUUAUAUUAUAUUAUAUUAUAUAUAUAUAUAUAUUUGCUGGAUGUCUGCCAUAAUUAGGUUUCUUCCUUUUUCAUUUUUUGGCCACUCAAAUCGUAACUUGAUCUAUGAUCAAAUUUGGUUUCUACUUCAUAGGCUAUCUAGUUUGGUAUGAAAUCGGUAGGGUCUAAAGCUAGUUUUAUGCACUUCUUGAUUGCGUAUUGGACAAGAGCUGAACAAAUCAAUUUGAACGCAGAGGGCAAGUCAUUGGAUACUCUUCUUGGAAUUCAAAGAGGCUGAGUCACAGGGCACUCUCCAUGGGAUUCAAUGGGCACCCAAUUGCUUGCCUUCCUGCCAUUACAGCUUCCAGAGCAUACAGUUACCUACCUGAAAAUACAUUCACUGAAAAUGGCCUACUUGACCAUGCUUUGAGUCUACAUUCCACUAAUUGGAACAUCACACGCUUCUUCAUUCUACCCCUCUUUCUUUCUUUUAUUUUUUAAUUUUGAUUUUAAUGAUCUUCCUUUACAAGAUCUUUUGCAAAGAAGACGAUCCUACAAAUAGCAGGCUUAGAUUUGGAUUAUACCAAGGAAUAUGUGGUAGAGAG
Diospyros lotus (date-plum) is the source of this 2501-nucleotide messenger RNA. RefSeq names its product transcription factor DIVARICATA-like. The record is from RefSeq and is a predicted model, not a curated record. The coding region runs from base 687 to 1592 and encodes 301 amino acids. Lineage: Eukaryota; Viridiplantae; Streptophyta; Magnoliopsida; Ericales; Ebenaceae. The transcript is spliced from 4 exons. Gene Ontology annotation, molecular function: DNA binding.